Molecule: messenger RNA, 3716 nt
Organism: Lepisosteus oculatus (spotted gar)
Lineage: Eukaryota; Metazoa; Chordata; Actinopteri; Semionotiformes; Lepisosteidae
Source: RefSeq, a predicted model, not a curated record
UGCAGGAGGUGUCGUAGUCCUGUUUGUUAUUCGCCACUUAAAGGUCACUCUGCGGCUGAACUUCAAAACUUUUACAACAAGGCUCCACAACCCACAGAGCUACAAGAUGCUUUCACCCGGAUUUUAGUCCACCUGGAAACUAAAACACUAAGCUGCUACUACUACAAACCAGCUACUCUCUAGAACCGGAUUUUAGAUUUCUAACCAAAUUCCUUUGGAAAAACAAAGUCACAAGGGUAGUUUAGACAUUCAUAUUGGUUCUGUGUCAAGACCCGAGUUUUAGCUCAACAUCAUUAUGGGUUUCCUUUCUGGAGCAGUCGACUCCAGAACUGACAUUUUGGAUGGGAGCGUUUCCGGAUACAAUUUCCAUCAGCAUCUUUAAAGCUCUUUGCAAGGGUACAGUACAGUACAGAAAGGGGUUUUCUCAACAAGCUGAGGGGAACACAGCUCAGAGGUGCAACAGCUGAACAGGUGCCUUCAGAAAACAGACCCACUGGAGUUACAGCCCAGGACCUGGCCUGGACAAUCCUCACUCUCACAACAACGCAAGCGAAAUAAUUGCGAUGUACAGCAAACUUGAGCACAAACGACUCCCAGCCGCUUUAAAAAAACCCACUUCAUACGCGUCCAAUAAAACAAGAACACGUUUCUUCAGUUAGAAUGUCAUUUUAAGCAACAGUAGGGCGAGUGUGCUCCCCUCUGUCUAAGCAUAUCUUAAAAUGUAAAAAUUAAGGGGUUAAGAAGUUUUAUACUUGUGUACCUAAUGCGACUCCAAAACACUUCAACGAGUCCUGGAAGCGACGAUCAGGAGUUAAAACUUAAUUCUUAACGUCUAACGUCUCUAGCGAUCCCGACAAAUCUUGUCCGUUAGGGAAAACACACUUUGAGGAAAAAUAUAAACCAUGCAUCGUGAGAAGGCGAAUGCAGUCCCGCGACUAAAACGUCAAAAGGUCGGAAUAUUCCCGGGUAGGAGGGAAAGGCCCUACUGUUACUUAUCAUGCACAGAAAGAAACCCGACGGGCACUUUAAACAUCACUUUUGUCCGUUUCAUCUGUGCUUAAUCACCGUAAUACACAUCAAAAUACAUCGAAGGAGAGUUCUGGAACGCUUUACGGGCUCUCGUAUAUUUGUAUAUUGCUCACUGUGCUUAGAUUAAAAAAGAUUUCAAUGCAUCUGAAAUCAUUCUCACUCUCCUUACCUUGGUGCUGGUAGAGGAAAGGAAGAAGGAAGGACGUCAUCACGCAGUUGUACCCUCGUAGCGUGCUACGUCAUAAGGUCAGGGCGCUUCUAUUCCCAGACAUCACUUGCAGAUUGUAAAGUCUCCGAGAGGUUAAAGCAGUGAGAAUGAUAAAGUGUCAGUAUUAAAUUUGCGUGCAGUUUUUAAGCACACCUCGUAAUAACUGCAAAUCGAAUAACUACGAGUAAUAGUUCGGUGUAUCAUGUAGCUUGAAAACAUAACAUGUAACACAACUCAGUUAACGCUGAAUCUUCCCAUUUCUCCAGGAGCGCUGCCGUCACCAGUCAUGAGCAGUUGAUGUCAGCGCCGCUGAUGUGUGUUGUGUGCUGUGCUGCUGUUGCAGAGUUGUGAGGACAUGGCGUUAAUUGCGCACACAAGGCUGUUUAGCCGCGUCUCCAGCUCCCGUUUUGGCUUUAAAACGACUGGUCUCGAUGUGAUCCGUGUCUGUGCGAACAGCCUGACGACUCCAGCAGGUGCCACGUCCUCUACUGCGACCGACGGAAAGAGGGAUUUGCUAGAUCACGGACCAGGACUGCAGGACUUCAUAUCUGGAGAGCUAUCCGAGAAGAGCAAAUGGGCCGAGUACAAAGGCAGCCUGAAACGGCAGAAAGGAGAGAGGUUAAGGCUGCCCCCUUGGCUGAAGACCGAGAUUCCCAUUGGGAAAAACUACAACAAGCUGAAAAACACUUUGCGGAAUUUAAACCUGCACACAGUUUGUGAAGAGGCGAAAUGUCCCAAUAUUGGGGAGUGCUGGGGUGGGGGAGAGUAUUCCACUGCUACAGCCACCAUCAUGGUGAGUAAACACCAACCAACGUCGCUCAGUGUGGCGAGACAGGCCGUUACAGCACCCGGUUGUCUGUUACCUACGUUCUCCAAAAUAGUCUUCCAGUUUNNNCUGGACUACGUGGUGCUGACAUCCGUGGACAGAGACGAUCUUGCAGACGGAGGUGCAGAACACUUUGCGAUGACGGUGUCCCACUUGAAGGAGAGGAAUCCUCAAAUCCUGGUGGAGUGCCUGACUCCAGACUUCCGCGGAGACCUGCAGGCUGUGGAGAAGGUGGCGCUGUCUGGGUUAGACGUGUACGCCCACAAUGUGGAAACUGUCAGAGAAUUACAAAGGCUGGUUCGUGACCCGCGGGCCAAUUUCGACCAGUCCCUGAGCGUCCUGAAGCACGCCAAGAAAGUGAAGCCCUCACUGCUGUCGAAGACCUCCAUCAUGCUGGGCCUGGGGGAGACGGAUGGGCAGGUGUACGCGGCGAUGAAAGAGCUGCGGGAGUCUGGAGUGGACUGUCUCACUUUAGGACAGUACAUGCAGCCGACAAAACGCCACCUCAAGGUGGAAGAGUAUGUGACUCCGGAGAAGUUCCAGCACUGGGAAAACAUUGGGAAAGAGCUGGGCUUCAUGUACACAGCAAGUGGGCCCCUAGUGCGCUCUUCCUAUAAAGCAGGUGAAUUCUUCCUGAAGAACCUGAUCAAGUCUGUGAGAAAGGAUGACCAGGGCAGCUAGGACAUGCCUUUCCACUCUGCUGUUAUCUCUUGUGCAUCACUUGUUCACCACCUUGGAAACUCCAUCAGAGAGUGGAAUGUAACACCUAAUCAAGUCCAUUCUGUGGGUGAAUGUCAGCUUCCCAGUCUUUGAGAACAAUUGUCCAUUGAUCUGAGCUUCCAGGGAAUUAAAUCAACUUUGAGUUUGAGGGCACACCUUAUUUUCCGCAUGGUUAGCUACUGAUCAGAAUGUCUUAGGCUGUUUCCAUCCUGGUUAGAGGUUUUGAAGAGACACUAGGAAAGCAAUUCAAGCUUUCUGCUUGGUCGGAAUAUCUUGCUUAAUGACUGACAAUUAAAAACAGUGUCCUGCUUCAUUGUGGUGCUUCAGCAGAAACUGGGCUUCAUACAUCAAAGGCAAAGUAGACCAAAAUUUCCUUCCAAAUUUCCUUUUACAUUGGGUGACUGCAUUAUAGUUGUGAACUCAGUGGCUUCUUGCUUCCUGUUAAGGUAAAAUAUACUAAAAGUCAACUGGUGGGGCACUUUUCUCAAAAAUACAUCUGGCUUAACCUACAGUUCAUGCAGCUGUUCUUUAAUCAGCUUGGUGGUGAAAACUAGCUGUUUUCAGUCAGAACUGUUUGAAACUGGGGAUUCACAUCUUGACUGAGUUAACCACAACUGUUGUUUUUUCCAAAAUGUUCUCCUGACAUUUCAUAGAAGUGACACAAAUAAUACUGAACAUGCUACUUGCAGGUGAGAGAACUAUUACUUUGAAGUCUGUAAAUGUUGUUCUUUUGUUUGCUUUGGGCAGUGGUAGUUUCCUAUUAAGCUGAUCUAGUGAACACUGAACCACAGUGGCCUUGUGGUCAAGAAAUGUGUCUGGAAACUCCAUCUACAGCACAUAUUCAUCACUGAACAGCAUACAAUCACCUGUAUUCCAACUGUGCAAAUUAUUGGUAAUUUGUCUAAAUAAAUUAAGUCUCUUCAUACAAAAUAA